AUAGUACAGGAUACGAAGAAAUGUGACUGUCCAGCAAAGAUCCACCUAAGGAAAAUAAUCAAGUAUCCUGAAAAUAAGGUCAGUUUAUUUUAAUUAUUGAAUAAGGGUUCAGGGGGCACUACCAUUAACAUGAAUGAUCACUAGCCUAAUAAAGGGUGCUUAUUAUCCUUAUGGGCCUUGUUACAUGUAGGUGAAGUGGACAUAUGAUAAGACAACCUGGACAUUUUGUUGUGCAGAAUUGAAACAAAUAUACCUGUAAUGGAAACAGAGUGAAUAUUUUAGAAACCAAUUUUUCAAAUAUUAUUUUAAUUAAAACAUUGUAUCGUUAGAUUUCAGAGAACACAAAGAGUAGAAGGGAGACAAUGUCAAAAUUUCUGAGAACAUCCCUAGAGUCAGAAAAGAAGCAA
This is a messenger RNA of Pocillopora meandrina, 407 nucleotides long. The record is from the annotation of a GenBank genome assembly. Lineage: Eukaryota; Metazoa; Cnidaria; Anthozoa; Scleractinia; Pocilloporidae.